AGUAGGUGCAAAACCACAAACGCUGUAUCCCGAGGCUGCGCUUCACUUCUACGGACUUAUUAACGGAAAACAACGCGAACGGACAGCGGGAUUUACCCCAACGUAGGAGUUUUAUUGAAAAAAGAUUAUACGCUCCGAUCGCGCAAUGAUUCCCAGCUGUUUAAAGGAUAUUUUAUUCUACUGAAUGGAUCGGAAUUGGAUAAUAUAGCAAAACGCACGGACUACACGCGCUCCAAUCUUCCUGGACUAUUCACACCUCACUUUGCUUUUGAGGAGGAUAUCUCCUGUGGCAACAUUUGCUGAAGUCAGGCGCUCAGUGACCAUGCCCGGGAUGAUGGUGUGGUUCAGCGGGGCAGCACUGCUCCUCCUGUCCGGGCUGAUGGCUCCGCUCGCUAUGGUGCUGGCUUUCGGUGAUGAGGUGGAGGAAAUGACCUGUGACCCAAUCCGGAUCAGCAUGUGCCAGGGUCUGGGUUACAACGUCACCAAGAUGCCCAAUCUGGUCGGCAACGUGCUGCAGUCGGACGCCGAGCUGCAGCUGACCACGUUCACUCCACUGAUACAGUACGGCUGCUCCAGUCAACUCAAGUUCUUCCUGUGCUCAGUCUAUGUGCCGAUGUGCACCGACAAGGUUCCCAUCCCCAUUGGUCCCUGUGGUAGCAUGUGUCUGUCCGUCAAGAGGAAGUGCCUCCCGGUGCUUCACGAGUUUGGCUUCAUAUGGCCUGAGGUGCUGAACUGCAGCCUCUUUCCACCGCAAAACGACCACAACCACAUGUGCAUGGAGGGCCCGGGGGACGAGGAACCUCCCUACCAGCCUUUUCGUAUUCCUCCCCACCCGGAGGAGUGUCAGGCACUGGGAUCGGAACCUGACCAGUAUACCUGGUUAAAACAGUCCGAAAGCUGUGCUCUUCAGUGUGGCUACGACAGCGGGCUGUACCGCAGAGGGGCCAAAGUCUUCACCGACGCCUGGAUGGCGGUGUGGGCCGUGCUGUGCUUCCUGUCGACCACUCUGACGGUCCUGACCUUCCUGUUGGAUUCACAGCGCUUCUCCUACCCUGAAAGGCCCAUCAUCUUCCUGUCUAUGUGCUGUAAUCUGUACAGUGUGGCCUACCUGGUACGCUUGACACUGGGGAGGGAGCGUGUUUCCUGCGACCUCGAUGCCACGGCAGUGCCGAUUCUGGUGCAAGAAGGGUUAAAGAGCACCGGCUGUGCCAUAGUCUUCCUUCUGCUCUACUUCUUUGGUAUGGCUUCCUCACUUUGGUGGGUAAUCCUGACCCUCACUUGGUUCUUGGCUGCUGGACUGAAGUGGGGCCAUGAGGCUAUUGAAAUGCACAGCUCCUACUUCCACAUAGCAGCCUGGGCCAUCCCCGCUGUUAAAACUAUCGUCAUCCUCAUAAUGCGACUGGUGGAUGCAGACGACCUAACUGGACUCUGUUAUGUUGGCAACCUGCAGCAGGAAGCGCUCACCGGCUUUGUGGUGGCUCCACUGGCCACAUACCUUCUAAUAGGCACUCUGUUCAUCUGUGCUGGCCUGGUGGCUCUUUUCAAGAUCCGCUCCAAUCUGCAGAAGGACGGCGCCAAAACAGACAAGCUGGAGCGUUUAAUGGUGAAGAUCGGAGUGUUUUCUGUUCUCUACACUGUUCCAGCAUCGACUGUCAUUGGCUGUUACCUCUACCAGCUCUCUCACUGGGGGGAGUUCAAGGCCAGCACCCGGGACUCAUACAUGGCAUCAGAGAUGCUUCGAAUCUUUAUGUCACUGCUUGUAGGCAUCACAUCAGGCAUGUGGAUCUGGUCAGCAAAAACCCUCCACACCUGGCAGCGGUGCACGGCCCGCCUCCUCAGAGACAGCAGGGCGAGCCGGGGGGGCAAGAGGGCACCGGGCGAGGGCUGGAUCAAACCGGGGAAAGGCAACGAGACAGUUGUGUGACAGAAAUAGAGGAAGGGACAUAAAUGGACUUCAACAUUCUUCUCUGUCAAUUGCAGAAACUGACUGUCAAUGAAGAGGACCGAGAACAAAAUGAGAGGGAGUAGCAGGAGCUUCUCAAGGAAAGGCAUUGGAUGUAAAAGGCAUCGAAAAAAAGCUUGCCGAGAGCAUUCCCCUUCUCUUCAAACUGCCUCUAACCGGUGUUAUGGAGAAGAAAAGUGGAGGAUUGAGUCGUAAAAGUAGCAAGAGUAGCCUCUACCUCUGUUAGACUUGAUUUUCCCAGAGAGAUGAAUAAACCGGAAAAGGAAGGAGAAAGAGAGAUGGAAAAGGCAGGAAAAUGCAAUCAAGACACAGCGAUAAGCUGUGUAGCAUCACGUCGACCUCUCUGCCUCUCUUUCCUCCCUGAGCAGAAGAGACUGAACCCGCUGGAGACAGUUGGCCUCAUCCAAUGUGUCUUUGGAGGGUCUUUUGAAGUUCUGAAUUUUACACUGGAGGGUCCUGAUGCAGACAUUGUACAGAUGAAAGUUGACGUUUCCUAAAAGCACCUGACAACUUGAGUUCCUGUAGGGCUUUUAGUUCCAUAUGGGAAAAUCAAAAAUCAAAUACCAGAACAACCGCAUCUAAAAUAUAAAACAUGGCCUUCAACCUGUGAUUUGUUACAUUUUUGUAAAUGAUUACCGUUUCUAAAAUAUAAAACAGCAGGGGAUUGUAUUGCUCAGAAUUAUUUGGGAAAGCAGCUUUGAGCUGUAUAUGCACUAUAACUUUAUUCAAUAUGUGUCUAUGCGUGUCACAAGUGCAUUACCAGGGACGGCAGUGAUGUAAUAGCAAAUCAUCACCCAGCAUAUUAGCAUGCAGACUUUAACAGUUUGGUCAGGUUUUAUUGUGAAGGCUUCAGAAAAAUAACUUGUGUGGUUUUAUUCAAAAUCACUUUUCUUGCAAAUAUUUUUAACGGCAAGAGCAAUAGAUUAUUUUUCCUGUCUUAGGUUAAAGGUGGGGUAGGUAAGUUUGAGAAACCGGCUCGAGAUACACUUGUUGUUAUAUUCCAUGGAA
Messenger RNA from Notothenia coriiceps (black rockcod), 2971 nucleotides. RefSeq names its product frizzled class receptor 4 (gene fzd4). The transcript has 6 exons. NCBI's taxonomy places the organism in Eukaryota, Metazoa, Chordata, Actinopteri, Perciformes, Nototheniidae. Gene Ontology annotation, biological process: non-canonical Wnt signaling pathway; canonical Wnt signaling pathway; retina vasculature morphogenesis in camera-type eye. The coding region runs from base 323 to 1924 and encodes 533 amino acids. Gene Ontology annotation, molecular function: Wnt receptor activity; Wnt-protein binding. Gene Ontology annotation, cellular component: plasma membrane. The record is from RefSeq and is a predicted model, not a curated record.